ACUACAGCUGCAGUCUCCUGACUGCAGGAACGCAGGAACAAACCUGUAAACAUGGCCGCCCUCAUGCACAGAGUUUUAAAGCUUUCGUGCAUUCGAGUAGACAAAUCUCUGAGUUUAUGGAAAGAAUGUUGUCCAUUACAUUCCUUAACUACCAGGCUCAUUUCCUCCGACAAAAGUGGUUCUGGUACUCCUAGCGAAAUUGUUGCAGAAAGCAGUUCCUCGGCUGAAGGUGGCCCUAACCAAGCUGUAGUAGUUGAAAACACACUUCCUCAAAUGAAAAGAGCCAACGAAACCCACCGUAAUGUAUUAAAAUAUCCCACCUUAAUCAAGUCAGAUGCUGGCACUUCAGAAGUAAGCUUCGCCACACUGUUCAGGGAGUCGAACUUCGCUCAUCUAGGUGAUCCACGAGGGAAAACUGUCAUCGGAAGGAUAUACAGAGUUGUAGGUGAUGACUUAUACAUAGACUUUGAUUGGAAGUUUCCUUGUGUUGUUAAGAGGCCAAGCCAGGAUGCACACCUUUAUGUAAACAACGCAGAGGUCCGUCUUAGAAUCAUGGACUUGGAAAUGUCAACUAUAUUUCUAGGAGCGGAGAAAGAGACAUCUUUGAAUGAAGCCAACUGUUUCCUUGUAGAACUCAUUAAUUCUCCCCUAGGUGUUCCAAAGCCUAGAGAAGAUACUUUCUCAUAUAUUUAGUUCUUAUUAUAUUUUGCUUAAACUUUGCAUGUCCUGGCACAGGCAGCAUGUUAUGUCUAUCUGUUGAAGGGAUGUUUGAAGGGAUGUUAAUAAAUCAUAUUCACUGUUUCUAUACACAUAAAUCUUGUAUUUGUCAUUUCUAAAAUAUGUUAUUGAAAAUUUGCAUUGAACUUGUAACAUAGGCAACUAUGUACCACACACACUUUGAAUUGUCCACUGCUGCAAUCCUAAAACGGGUAGGGAAGACAAAGUUACAAAUGCAUGUCAACACCAGAGUGUAAUGGUGAAACCUGGUAGGCCCAGUCUUCAAUGCUAAAAUAUAUACAUUUUUUUUUUUAACAUUUUUUGGUGUACAAAGUACACUCAAAAUUAAGCACUAUCAUCAUCAGUCCCUUAUUACCUUGUAAGAUUAAACUCAUCCAUCUCAAAAAAUACUGAAGUAGUGUAGGUUCUGUACGAGUGUUCUUGAAAACCAUAUGCAAAGCUAAAAAUGUAAUGAAUUGACACUUUUAUAGCUGACAUGUAUCCAAAUAUCUUUUCAAGCUACACUAGGAAGGCUCUUAAACCAUAUGUUCGACAAAGUCAUCACAAAAAAGGAAAACAAAAUAUUCAAGACGGAUUGAAGAGAAAUUGCCCACUAUUGUAUAUAACCACAGAACCACAGUUCUCAAAGAAUGACUAGAGUUAUAAGGAUAGAUCCAGCACAAGACAGUUCUGUACAUGUGACAAGCUGUGGUGCUAUGUGCAGGUACCAAUGAACGAGAAAAAGAGAUUUGACAUAGUAACCACUAAAGACUUUGCAAUGCAGAUCUAUGAAAAUAUUAAAUAUCCUCACAAUUUUAUAACUGUUACAGACUUCAUAAAAUAAAAUUUCAGUAUCUUUGAUCCAUGCCACUUUUCUCUCUACAUUACUGCUAAAGUUAUGGUUCAUUUUAAAAUGUUUUUCUAGUUAAAAUAAAAUUAAAAAAAAAAAAAAAAA
Messenger RNA from Frankliniella occidentalis (western flower thrips), 1672 nucleotides. RefSeq names its product 28S ribosomal protein S28, mitochondrial (gene mRpS28). The transcript has 3 exons. Bases 52 to 693 code for a protein of 213 amino acids. Gene Ontology annotation, cellular component: mitochondrial small ribosomal subunit. NCBI's taxonomy places the organism in Eukaryota, Metazoa, Arthropoda, Insecta, Thysanoptera, Thripidae. The record is from RefSeq and is a predicted model, not a curated record.